Molecule: messenger RNA, 1320 nt
Organism: Nematocida major
Lineage: Eukaryota; Fungi; Microsporidia
Product: ribosome assembly protein 4
Exons: 1
Coding region: 1-1320 (439 amino acids)
Biological process (GO): ribosomal large subunit assembly
Cellular component (GO): nucleolus
Molecular function (GO): protein binding
Source: RefSeq, a predicted model, not a curated record
AUGCACUCCCAAGUAAUUGCACAGUUUAUUUCGCACGAAGAUGUCCCUCUUGGGAGCGUUAUGCAGCUUCCGGCUAGCAUAACGCUGGAGUCGCUUAAGCAGCUUCUUCCAUCAAACGUGGGCGAGAGGGACCGGAUGAGAAUGUUUGUCCACGGAUCAGAAAUAAUAACCACGCUGGAGGAGGCACACGCGAAAGAAAAGAUAGAAAACGAGGAAAUACUCAAGAUAUAUUGCUACCCAGACGACCCGCCAAAGAAAACGCGGGCGCCGGGAUAUCUUGCGUCUUCUUGCUCGGGGCACACUGCAGCCGUUUUGAGCGUGAAGCAGAGCCCGUGCAAAAAGUAUGUGUGCAGCGCGUCCGGAGACGGCACUGUCCGCUUUUGGUGUGGGUCCACGAAAACCCCAAUAAAAUCGAUAAAGCUGUUCCACCACUGGAUCCAAUGCAUUGCGUUUUCGCCAGACUCUAAGUGGCUGGCUGCAGGGUCUAUGAACGGAGGCGUUUCGCUGAUAAACAUGUCGGACAUGUCUGUUGUUUACUCUUGCAAGAUCCACAAAGACGGGGUUACAGUUGUUUCGUGGCGGGCGGACAGCGAGGUGUUUGCGACCGCGUCCAGAGACAGCAGCGCUGGAGUCUGGGGCCUAGCGGGGCAUCUUCGCAGUGUUUUUCAUGAAAAGCCAGUUAUAACUGUGGGCUUCUUUGGGGACUAUCUGCUAUCCGCAGGAAGGGACACCAACAUAAAGGUGACCGAUGGCGCUGGGGCUGUGGUCCAGGUUCUUCGAGGCCACAUACUGUGGGUUACUGGGCUGGCGGUCCACAACGGAAAAGACCUGGGCCAGUAUCUUAAAAAAAGCACGGGCGUGGAGAUGGGGUCUGGAAAGAGCUUCUUUGUCAGCAUCAGCGACGAUAAAACAGCAGUCAUGUGGCGGCCAGACUGGAAGGAGGACAGGGAGUGGGCGUUUGUUCCGGCAAGAAAGCUUGCGGGGCACAGGGACGUGCUCACAAGCGUAAGCAUUUCUUCAAACGGCUCCCACAUUGCGACUUCUUCGUUUGACAGAACAGUUAAGCUGUGGACAUCGGUGAAUGGGUACUUGGCCCACACAUUUAGGUCGCAUGCAUCUCUCGCAUACCAGGCGGUUUUCUCUGAAACAGGAAAUCUGCUGGUCUCGUGCUCUGCAGACAAGACAGUCAAGGUGUACUCGGUUGAGAAAAAGGCGCUGCUGUCUGACUUUGUGUGCAAAGACCAGGUGUUUGCGGUAGACAUAAAAGGAAGCAUGAUCGUAGCCGGAGGAAAGGACAAGCUUGUGUACUUCUUCACAUAA